Messenger RNA from Hyaloscypha bicolor E, 1221 nucleotides. Its product is annotated as Undecaprenyl diphosphate synthase. The coding region runs from base 169 to 1221 and encodes 350 amino acids. The transcript is spliced from 3 exons. NCBI's taxonomy places the organism in Eukaryota, Fungi, Ascomycota, Leotiomycetes, Helotiales, Hyaloscyphaceae. Gene Ontology annotation, molecular function: ditrans,polycis-polyprenyl diphosphate synthase [(2E,6E)-farnesyl diphosphate specific] activity. The record is from RefSeq and is a predicted model, not a curated record. Gene Ontology annotation, cellular component: dehydrodolichyl diphosphate synthase complex; membrane; endoplasmic reticulum.
CCGAAGUCCAGGUUGCCUGACAACUCGCACCAUGUGCUAAGUUUGAUAAUACAAGUCUUUCUAGUAUCAACUGUUUUGUCUACAGCUUCACAUAAAUUCAUUCGUACAGACAAUUCCCUCCGAACGCAAAGAAUAAGCACGGUCUACGCAACAGUUGAGAAGCUCGCCAUGCGCUCCCCACACCUCACGCAGCUACGCAAAUGGAUGCUAGAAUCACCGCCGGUGGAAUGGGGGAUAAAUCAUGUUCGAGAACUCUUGAUUGGAGCUAUGCGACAAGGUCCAAUACCACAGCAUGUUGCGUUCGUGAUGGAUGGGAAUAGACGUUUUGCCAGGAGCCAUAAGAUCGAGACAGUUGAAGGCCAUAAUUUGGGAUUCGAAGCUUUAGCCAGGAUACUCGAGGUCUGCUACAAGUCCGGAGUCAAGGUGGUUACGGUCUAUGCGUUCAGUAUUGAGAACUUCAAGCGGUCCAAAUAUGAGGUUGACGCUCUUAUGGAGAUGGCCAAAAUCAAGCUGUUCCAAUUAUCUCAACACGGGGAGUUGCUGGACAGAUAUGGAGCGAGCGUCCGAGUGUUGGGCCAACGGGACUUGGUCAAGGAGGACGUCUUGGAGGCUAUUGACAAAGCCGUGGAGUUGACGAAACAUAACGGGGACUGUGCCCUCAAUAUCUGUUUCCCAUACACAUCCAGGGAUGAGAUCACCACGGCGAUCCGAACUACCGUGGAAGACUACUCAAAACCACUACCUGCACAUGCACGGCCAUUCUCUCAGACACGUAUCACACAAAAAAUCCGGUCACGAAAUCUCAGCACUUCACCUCUCCGCGCCAGCUCACCUACGCCUUCCAGUACGUCCGACGUCGAUGACUCCAUAUCAUCCUCCACGACAUUAAACCCAGAGUCACCGCCAAAUGACAGCAGAGAGAGCGCUGUGUACCUGGAUCCCGAGACGAUUACCUCAGAUACAAUCGGAGGCCACAUGUUCACGGCCAACGAUCCACCACUGGAUCUUCUUAUUCGCACGAGUGGGGUCAAGAGACUAAGUGACUUCAUGCUAUGGCAGUGUCACGAGGACACCGAAAUCGUGUUCCUAGAUUGCUUGUGGCCCGAGUUCGAUUUAUGGCAGUUCUUGCCGGUUUUGGUCGAAUGGCAAUGGAGGCAGAAACAUAUCGAGGACAAGUCAUCGAUUAUCGGAGUCAAGACCAUGAAGACGAAGAUCAGAUAG